Molecule: messenger RNA, 1816 nt
Organism: Pseudo-nitzschia multistriata
Lineage: Eukaryota; Bacillariophyta; Bacillariophyceae; Bacillariales; Bacillariaceae
Source: the annotation of a GenBank genome assembly
AAGCAAUAAUUUUGGCGGGUUCCAACCGGUCGUGUCAUGGUCUCAUACAAAAACUCACGUUCUUUUUUUCUCCGCACUCAAGAUCGCAAAAGAUUUUAUUGAAGAUUCUCGAAAAGAAAAAAACGGUCCUCAUCUAUUUCCGUUCAUUCCAUCAGAAGACUAACGACCACAAGGCAUGACAAGAUCAAUACAUCGAUAUUACUCUCAAGCAGUAUUUGCAAAGAAGAAAACAUGGCCGAGAGGAGUUGCGAUACAGAGUUGGGGCCUGCUCUCAUCCGAGUCUCCAGCAAUUGCCGCUCCUUCUCGAGAUUUCGCAUCUUUCCACCGCAAUAAGAUCGAAGGUGAAUUCGGUGCCUAUGCCAAGCAAUACGAUAACUCGAUUCAAUCUCCCGAAAUCUUUUGGAAGGAGGCAGCUGAUUCCCUUCAUUGGUUUGAAGAACCCAAAACAUCGUUGGAGAGAAAUGAGGACAACCCGUACUUACACGACUGGUUUCCCGAUGGUAAAAUCAACACAAGCUUCAAUUGUCUUGAUGUACACGUCAACAAUGGGCGCGGGGACCAGAAAGCUCUAGUUUACGACUCCCCUAUGACCGGAAAGAAAGAGGAAUAUACCUACAACGAACUCCUAGAGAAAGUUAGUUUGUUCGCCGGCGCCCUCCAAAACGAUUUAGGAGUCAAACCAGGGGAUCGUGUUGUCAUUUACAUGCCGCUGAUUCCACAGGCCGCAAUUGCAAUGCUUGCGUGCGCUCGCAUUGGUAAGUCUCGUGCUGUUGAGUUCCUAUGGAUUGAGUGUCGAAGAAUCCGAACAAGUUGUUAUUCACUUGCUUCUUGAAAAUAUGCUCUCUCUAUUUAGGAGCUGUGCAUUCCGUUGUCUUUGGAGGCUUUGCUAGUCACGAGCUCAGCAAUCGGAUCGACCAUUCGACCCCCAAAGUAAUCAUAACCGCAAGUUGUGGAGUAGAACCGACACGGAUUAUCCCCUACCGUCCGAUUCUUGAUGAUGCAUUGCGUCUGUCGAAACACGAAGUAGAAAGUGUGGUUGUAGUUCAGCGUAGUAACGUCGAAGAGUGUGAACUCAAAUCGGCGGACGUUGAUUAUGACGAACUCAUGAAACAUGCGGAGCCAGUGAAAGCAUUGCCACUGCCAUCAACACAUCCCCACUAUAUCUUAUACACUAGUGGUACCACCGGGCUCCCAAAAGGAGUUGUGCGAGAUACUGGUGGUUAUGCAACAGCACUGAAAUACUCGAUGGACACGUUCUACUCGUCACGUCCCGGUGAUGUCUUCUGGGCCGCAUCGGAUAUAGGAUGGGUCGUUGGCCAUUCGUAUCUUAUCUAUGGCCCUUUGCUUCAUGGUUGCACCACUGUCAUGUACGAAGGCAAGCCCGUCGGUACUCCCGACGAGGGUGCUUUUUGGCGCAUCAUCGAAGAAUACAAAGUAAAAACAAUGUUCACGGCACCGACGGCCUUUCGAGCGAUCAAACAGUUGGAUCCUUCUUCCGAGUUUUCCAAAAAGUACGAUCUUUCGUCACUAGAAAACGUUUUCCUCGCUGGAGAACGCAGUGAUCCCGAAAUUAUUCGUUGGCUCGAACGAACGUUGCCUCACAUCCCACCGCCCAUCGAUCACUGGUGGCAAACAGAGCUGUAAGAAUACGGAACAUGCUGUGACUGCUUGUUUUCGACACCUUGCAUCUAAAAAAAUGCUAACUAUUUAUUCUUGUCUUUUUCGCUCUUGAUACAGUGGGUGAGUUGGUUUCUCUCAUUCUAGAAUUUUAGGACGAUUCUUCAAAUGCAAGUGCAAAUAGACCGAUCUAACAACU